CCGUUUAACCGAGGCUCCCGUCUUAGGAGUGAGGCCAAGCUCUACUUCCUGAAGUUGAGUUAUAAAAAAUGUAAACAAGCGUUGGGAAAUGACGACUAAGAUGAUUUAUCUGCUGAGAUGACUAAGCUGCGAAGGAAUGCACACAAAAUAGUGAAUGUGCAGCUGUAUGACAAAGAGAGGUUAGAUUUAGAUGUACAAUACCUUUGAAUGGCUUCUGCUAUGGUUUUGAGUGACCUUGAUGCCAAGUCUGCUGGCCAUGGCAUUAUUGGCAACAGCACUUGCAUUUCAAUUGACAAUCUAGAAGAGAAGACACAAAAUUUAAUAAGAUCUGGCUUUCUUUGGAAAAGAAAUGUUGGACAAUCAUCAACUAGAAUAUCAUCAAGAGCCAGAUUUUUUGUGCUGACUAAGUCCACUCUCGAGUAUUACAGGAAUGAAAAGUGUGAUAAAUUAAAGGGAAGCUAUCCAUUAGCUAUGAUACACAGCAUCUCAGCUUUUGAUGAAAAUUCAAGUACAAUGAAAAUUGAAUUACCAGAAGAAGGUGCUGUUCUCUUACAAGCUGGCGACAGAUACAACUGUGAGCAAUGGAUACAAGCAAUCCAAGAAGGCAUCAAGCAAUGGUCUACUGUUGAUUCUGAAGUUGUAGAUGAUUCAGUGUUUGAGAUGGAAACUUUCGCAAAGUUUCCUUCCCAGUUGGUUCCUCGGAAGUCAACAUCUUCGGUUUCUGAAGGUUGUGAAGACACAGCAAACAUGAGCGGUGAAUUUGCCAUGAUAAAGUAUUCACGUGCUGGAAAAGCUUCGAUACCUCAUGAACGAGUAUUCAAGCUUGAUCGACACAAUCUUCAAAUAAUGUGGCGAAAAGCGAGGAAAGAAUACUCAUACAAAUCAACAUUGGAAGUUAGCAAGAUCGUUGAAGUACGUUGCGGCCAACAGACGAGAAAUUUCGUCCAAUUUCCAUAUUCAGAAGUAGAGAAGCAGUCGUUCAGUUUACUAUUCGAGAGAGAACAAGGUGAAUGGAGCUCGCUUAUGUCCCUUGAUCUUAUCUGUGAUUCGGUUCUGGCUGCCCAGUCUUGGAAGCGCUGUCUGAAAGCUUUGGUAUACGGGGACGAGUAUGAAAAACCACUUAGAUCCUUCCACGAGACUAAAGAUCCGAUUAUACUAUACCUUAGACGGGUAUGGGCGACUCUUGAACAUAAAGCUCAUAUUUCGCACGAAGAUGCAGCCAGCUUCAUUCAAAAUCUCUCUCCAGAAGUAAACAAGCGCCAUUUGAAAAACUUUAUCAGGAACAUCGUGCGCACUCAGUCUGGCUCCCGCCAAUCUUCCGGAUUGCUUAACUGGGAUUGCUUUGUGAUCCUCUUCAAUUCUUUUGUCAACCAACCUAAGGUCUAUGAAAUCUACAAGAAAUAUCUCAAAAUGUUUCCCGAUUUAGGCCUAGCGCCGCAAGAGUUCAUGUCUUUCUUGGAAAAUGAACAAAAGGAAACAAACAUUACGCUAAAGACGUGCGUGGAUCUCAUCGAGUACCACGAUAAAUCUCACUACCUUUACAAGCGAAUCUGCGCGAGAGGGAGCCCACACGCAUUUCAAAACAGUCGUGGAUUGCUUUCUUAUCACGGCUUCCUCAGUUUUCUGAGAAGUAAAGACAAUUCAGCGUUCGACUUCAAUCAUUUGAUUGUUCAUCAGGACAUGGAUCACCCAUUAUCGGACUACUUCAUCAGCUCAUCGCACAACACAUAUCUAACGACUCACCAACUCAAGGGGCUUUCGAGUUGCGAAGCUUAUGUACGGACGCUACAGCAAGGCAGCAGAUGCCUGGAAAUUGACUGCUGGGAUGGCCCAGAUGAGCCAGUUGUUACCCAUGGAAUGACUCUAACGACAAAGAUUAAGUUUCGAGAUGUCAUUCAAAUUAUAAAGGAAUAUGCCUUCGAGACGAACCCGUUUCCUGUUAUACUGUCAUUGGAGAAUCAUUGUUCUGAGGAGCAACAAAGUGCUAUGGCAAACUUCUUUGUAGCUGAAUUUGGGGAUUUACUUGCCACGGAGGAUUUGUCUGAGAAUAACACCCUCCCUUCGCCAAACCAACUGUUGCGAAAAAUCAUUUUGAAAGGAAGAUCGGUUCCCAAGAAAAAGUCGCGUCCUUUUAAGGCAGUUGCUGGGCGACAGUCAUCAGUGUCUACAUUCAGUGGCUUUCGAUCCUGGUCGCAGGUAUCGAUUCAGUCUAACGCGUCUGAGACAUCAAAAACAAAAUUAAAGCCAGUUUUGAGCUCGGACACAAUCAACACGGUCAUUCCAGAGGAUGAUUUGUCACUAAACGCUGAAGAUGUCCAGGUGCCUCUGGCAGGGUCGAUGAGCCGGCUGAUUGUGUACUGUAGAGCUGUUCCAUUCAAAAGACACGACUUCAACGAAAACUGUUGUGAAAUGCACUCUCUCAGCGAAAAUGCCGUUAUGGAUCUUAUUGAGAGAUCUCCACAAGAUAUCAUCUAUAUAUCAAGAAAGAAAAUGCUAAGGACGUAUCCCAAGGGUUCGCGAGUCGAAUCUUCCAACUUCAAUCCGAUGCCGAUGUGGAAAGUUGGAGUACAUAUGGCAUCUGUAAAUUUUCAAAAGCCAGAUGCCGGGAUGCACAUUAAUCAAGGAUUUUUUAGGACCAAUGGAGCUUGUGGAUAUGUUCUAAAACCUCCGAACUUGCGAAAAAACACUACCGGAGAUUUCUCAGAUGCUGCUAACAGAAAUUCCACUCAGCCAAUCGUUGUCAAAAUCAAGAUCUUAGGUGGUCAUUUUGUCGAUACGGAUGUAAUUGGCAAGUCUCCAAUUAGCUUAGAGGUAGAAGCUGUUGGUUCCGAAUCAAAGAACAAUUAUUUUUCAACCGAGGUUGAUUCAAACUAUUGCAAUCCAAGCUGGAAGGAAGCCGAGCACAUCCUUGACAUAACACAUCCGGAGCUGUGCAUUUUGUACUUCAAAUUACACAGUGUUAACAGAGCGUCACGCCUAGUAUUGCAGACGGCUAUACCAGCAAGAAGUAUCAAACAUGGUUUGAGGUAUAUACCAUUCAAGACCCUUACGGGGGUGAACUUAAAACAAAGUGGAAUAUUUGUUUCAAUUUCAAUUGAAGAAAAGACUGAAAAUGACAAUCUUGAAGGCAACAAAGAUGGAUCCUUGGAAGAGACGCGGCGAAGAAUAACGACGCUUUAGAAGGAUUCUACUUAGUAAGAUAUUUUUGUACGAAUUUUUGUAGUUUUUGUCUAGUUUUUGUCUGUGAGCAAUACUGCAUAAUGCAGUCUAACCUUUUGUAAUCUAGUUUUGAUUUAAAGAUUUUUAUAGCCAAAA
Molecule: messenger RNA, 3315 nt
Organism: Rhopilema esculentum
Lineage: Eukaryota; Metazoa; Cnidaria; Scyphozoa; Rhizostomeae; Rhizostomatidae
Product: 1-phosphatidylinositol 4,5-bisphosphate phosphodiesterase zeta-1
Biological process (GO): phosphatidylinositol-mediated signaling; phosphatidylinositol metabolic process; release of sequestered calcium ion into cytosol
Molecular function (GO): phosphatidylinositol-4,5-bisphosphate phospholipase C activity
Source: RefSeq, a predicted model, not a curated record